Molecule: messenger RNA, 2519 nt
Organism: Populus nigra (black poplar)
Lineage: Eukaryota; Viridiplantae; Streptophyta; Magnoliopsida; Malpighiales; Salicaceae
Product: probable apyrase 7
Exons: 2
Coding region: 360-2054 (564 amino acids)
Biological process (GO): nucleoside diphosphate catabolic process
Cellular component (GO): membrane
Molecular function (GO): nucleoside diphosphate phosphatase activity
Source: RefSeq, a predicted model, not a curated record
AGGGCCUGUAAAGAAUAAUACGGGUAGAUUGGUUGAUUUUCCUUAAAAUGAAAGCCAAAAGAAAAAUUCAAGGUAACAACCCAGAGUAGACUAUGGUGAUUGUCAAGCAAACUUAACGACCUUCACUUUCAGAGACAGGACAUUGCAAAAACAGAAGCCAGAUUCUUUCAAUUGCAGUGUAAAAGAGGUAAAAAGUGAUCUGAUCUCAUUUCUAGUUAAAUCUGAACAUAAUCUAUUUCAUAAAAAUAAUGUCAGAUUGAAUUUACAUGCUUCAAAUCAAUGUUACUGCGUAGUUAUGAUGCUAUUAAUGAAAGUGAGAAUGAGGGUUUGUUAGGAUUUGGAAUAUUGAGAAUUCAGCUAUGGAACCCAAAUCACCUUCCAAACUUCAGCUCUCUAUCAUAGGUUUUUCUCAUUAUAAAUGGAUUUUGAAAAUAUGUGGAGUUUGUCUAGUGAUUUUGUUGUUGUUGUUGCUUGGUGUUUAUUUUGCAUCUAAUAAAGCUGGGAAAGCUGUAGUGAAGAGUGGUUUUUAUCAUUAUACGGUUGUUGUGGAUUGUGGAAGCACUGGGACGCGAGUUAAUGUGUAUAAAUGGUGGAAACCAGCAAGUUUAAGUAAUUGGGAUUUGCCAAUUUUAGUGCAAUCUUAUCCUGACAAUUCAACUCAGAGUCUGUCUAGGGGAAGUUCUUGCAAGUAUCAUUGUGUGCAAACAGAGCCAGGUUUAGAUAAGUUUGUUGGUAACUCCACGGGAGUGAGGCUGUCGUUAGAACCAUUGAUCCUAUGGGCAGAACAGUGGGUGCCUCGUGAAAGACAUGGAGACACUCCCAUUUUUGUCUUGGCUACUGCUGGACUGAGGAGGUUGCUAAUUGAGGAUGCUAGGCAGGUUUUGGAUGCCGCGGAGGAUGUUGUUAAGGAACACUCAUUUGUUUCUAAGAGAAGUUGGAUAAGGGUCUUGAGUGGGAAGGAAGAAGCGUAUUAUGGUUGGGUGGCUUUGAACUAUAAAAUGGGGAGUCUAGGUAAUUCCUCAAUGGGGCCUACGUUAGGACUUCUUGAUUUGGGAGGUUCAUCGUUGCAAGUUGUAAUGGAAGUACAUGGUGGUGGAAGAAAUGAUGCUAAUUUGAUAAGGUCAAAGAUUGGAUUGGUUGAACAUUAUAUUUUAGCAUUCUCAUUAUCAUCAUUUGGUUUGAAUGAGGCAUUUGAUAGGACAGUUGCCAUGCUUAGUCAGGUCCAGCCAGGUGGAGGAGGUAAUAAUGAAAGAUACGAAGUUAGGCAUCCUUGUCUUGGUUUUGGUUUUCAGAGAAAUUAUACUUGCUAUGUCUGUGAUGGGAUAAAUGUCCCUUAUCAAAAGAAUUUGAGCAUUCAAACGCAUAAAAGUGAAAUUACUAAUACUCACCUGGUUGGAGACCCAGAUUGGGAGAUAUGCAAAGGGAUUGCAAGGGCUGCCGCUCUCAACUUAAGCAGUUUGGAUUGGUCACAGCCAACUGAUCUCAAUAAUUGCAAAACUGGCCUGUCUUCAUAUGGUAGUGACACUCUAAAUUUUAUAGCUGGAACCCACCCCUCAAGACGAUUUCAUGCUUUAUCUGGAUUUUUUGCUGUUUACAACAUGUUAGAUCUGGCUCCAAUAGCUAAUUUGACUAAGAUUUGGGAGAAGGGUCAGCAGAUGUGUUCAAAAUCAUGGCCUGACUCGAGCAACACUUCUGGAAACCAAAACAACAUUGGCAAAUAUUGUUUCCGGGUGCCUUAUAUGGCAUCGCUCAUUGAGGAUGCUUUGUGUCUUGGUGAUAAAGAAAUAGUGUUUGGUCCUGGAGAUCUAUCUUGGACUUUAGGAGCUUCACUAGUUGAAGCGGAGAAACCAUGGCCAAGCUCUACCGAAACAACCAUUUUAUCCCUGAAAAGUAAGGAGGUUCUAUAUUCCUCCGUCCUUUUGUUCCUUCUACUUCUGUUUAUUUCAUUUAUUGUUUACUAUAAACAAAUAGAGUUGCCUAUGCCGGGCAAGAAGAUUCCUGCUGUCAGACUAUCUUUCACAUCGUAUGUUCAUCCUAAACUCCGUCCGAACUAAUGUUUGGUCACGACAACAUUAGGUAACAGAAUUGUCAGUGGGAUUUAUGGUUCAAGAAUGACUGCAGAAUGCUAGCUUUCUAAGGUGAAGCGUGUCUUGAUUGGAAAAUGACUGUGAUAGGCAACGAUGCUAUUAAGUAUAGCAGCACAAAACAAAAAUAGAAAGAAGCAGAUCAGCCUACAUUGUUAAAUAGGAGAAUAUCAGCAUGCAACAAGAUAUUUCAAACAAUCGCUUGAAAUGCUAAUCUGCUUUCCAUGUUGCUUGCAACCGUGUGAAUGUCCUGCUGUGUUGUAGCAUGCAUAUGGAAAUGUCUCCUGUUUUCCUUUUAAUUUGAUUUCUUUUGUUACUUUCCUUGUCUGGAAUUCUGUACUGCAUGUGGUACUGCAUUCUGAACUCAAGCAAAAAAGUUUGUGAAUGAUUCUUUAAACUCAGGUGGAGAGGUUAGUGAAUAGAUUUUGAUGGGAA